AAAGUCCAAUUAUUAUUACACUGGAGAAGUGUAGAAAUCAAAAUCCCUAAAAUCCUCUUUGACUUUCGUUCCUUCUCUGCCGUCGACAAUUUCACUAUCGCUAAUGUCGUCACCGGUUAAGAAGAAGAAGAAGAAGACGACGACGUCAACGUUGCUACUGCCGACACCGCAAUCAACCCAGAUUUCCUCGCUUCCUGAUGAUUUACUUAUAAGUAUCUUCGCACGCGUCUCGAGAUUGGACUACCCGAUCCUCUCUCUCGUCUCAAAGAGCUUUCGAGCUCUCCUUGCUUCACCGGACCUCUACGAGACUCGUUCAUUCUUAGGCCGCACCGAGAGUUGUCUCUAUGUCUGCUUAAGGUUCCCUUCUGACUCUACACGGUGGUUCACUCUCUGCCGAAAACCUAAUCCAACCUUAACCAACAGCAAGAAGAAGAAGAAGAAGUCAAGUGGUCAUGUUAUGGCCGCAAUCUCAAUCCCCAAUUCUCCUCCUGCACACAGCUCGGGUCUCGUUGCGGUUGGUUCUGAUAUUUACAACAUUGGCGGCUCUAACUACAAAGAGUACUCCUCUAGCAUCUCCGUUUUGGACUGCAGGUCUCACACGUGGCGCGAAGCUCCAAGCAUGCUGGCUGAGCGUAAUUACCCUGCGGCCAAUGUCAUUGAUGGGAAGAUAUAUGUUGCAGGAGGCUGCAAAGAGUCCGAUCCCUCUAAUUGGAUGGAAGCUUUCGAUCUAAAAACAGGAACUUGGGAGCCUGUGUUGAACCCUUACGCAGAUAGAUGUGAAGCUCGUAUACGCAAGAGCGCGGUGAUUGAUGAAGCUAUCUGCUUGUUUGGGUCUAAGGGUGUGGCUUACAACCCAAGAUUAGAUAGAUGGGAAGCAAUAGGAGAAGUGAAUUAUUUGGAUUUAGGAUGGCUACGUUUUACUUAUUGCGUGAUUGAUAAUCAGCUAUAUUCUUAUACUAAUUCAGAUGGAAUUAAAUUGUAUGACUCUAUGAUUGGACGCUGGAUAAAGUUGAAAGGUUUAGAAGGUUUGCCUAAGUUUCAUGGCUGUGGUUGCGUUAGAUUGGCCGAUUAUGGUGGAAAGAUGGCUGUUUUGUGGGACAUGUAUUUGCCUUCUAGUGGCUAUAAGAAGAAGGUGAUUUGGUGUGCGGUCAUCAAACUUGGAAGGCGCUACAAUGAAGAGAUUUUUGGCAAGGUUGAGUGGUUUGAUGCUGUGAUUACAGUCCCUGAGUCUUAUGAAUUUGUGUGUGCUCGUGCUGCUACUGUUUGAUGAUUUUUACUCGGUAGUGUUGCAGGUAGAAGAUUAGUGUUUAGUUUGCAUCGGUCUGCUAAUGUUUUAGCCUAGCAUAAUUGUCUUGGUUGAUCAGGAAUGUUAUUUACAUUUGUAGGAGAACUGUAAAACAAGAUGCACCCUUGAAGAGAGUUUGGUUUACAGAUCUCUUUGUUCUAUUUCGCUUCAUUUGCAAAAGGCUUUGCUUUACUUGCUAACAAUCUUAGCUAACAAUUUUAUAAACGAUUAUGGCUUUAUGUGUU
Messenger RNA from Camelina sativa (false flax), 1530 nucleotides. Lineage: Eukaryota; Viridiplantae; Streptophyta; Magnoliopsida; Brassicales; Brassicaceae. The record is from RefSeq and is a predicted model, not a curated record.